AAUUAAAGGAAUCGUAACGGUGAUGAUCCCUAUAAUAAGACAUUAACCUGGGGAUUGUUGUUGUUGCCACUUCACUAAAUUUUAUUACCAGCAACGCCUUUGUCCCCAAGCUAAGGCUAAGGCGGCGAUAGAGAGAGAGAGAGAGAGUAUGGAGGAAAGGAAGGGUAAGCGGAUUAGGUCAGAGGAAGAUCCCCCGAGAUCUUCUGACAAGCGACGUAAGACGAGGAAGAAGGAAGAGGAGAAUGUCCUGAGCAGAAGAGGAUCUUCGAGUUCUAGGGGAAGAAGAAGAGGAAGAGACAUGUCUUCUUCUCCCGACAAGGAUGAGUCUGAAGGAAGAAGAAAGUAUGCUGGUUUGACUUGUCAUCAGUGUAAGAUCAUGAUGAGUAGUAAGACUGAUCUUGUCUUCUGCUCAAUAUGUGUCAAUAAGCGCUACUGCAAGGACUGCAUCAAGAGAUGGUAUCCAGAGAGAACGCCUGAGGGAGUUAAAGCUGCUUGUCCUUUCUGUAUGGGGAAUUGCAACUGCAGAGCUUGUCUGCGAGAGCCUUUGGCUGUCAAGAUACAAAGUGGAAAGGAUGAUAAUGUCAAGCUCAAGCAGUUGCAGUACCUAUUAGCUAAAGUCCUUCCGGUUCUCAGGGAUAUCUAUACAGAACAGAAACGUGAACUAGAGAUUGAAACAGCGAUUAGAGGAGUGCCUGUGACAGAAUCUGAUGUUAUCAAGUGCGAGAUUCAUCCAAGUGUACGCAUAUACUGUGACCUCUGCAGCACAUCCAUUGCCAAUUUUCUCAGAAGCUGUCAGAACCAAGAUUGUUCAUCAGACAUAUGUCUCUCUUGCUGCAAUGAACUGAGAGAUGGGGAGAGUUUCUCUAGCUGGAAGCUUAACUCUGACGGUACCAUUCCCUGCCCUCCAAAGGAACGUGGUGGUUGUGGUACCUCAACACUAGAGUUGAGACGUUUGCGCAAACGUGAUUUGGUCCAAAAACUGAUAACCGAUGCAGAGGAACUUACUCAACAGUUUAAGCCACACGAUUUGGAUAUUGCUCAUGAAUGUUCCUCAUGUUCUGAUUCCAUUACAAGACAGGCUGCUUCUAGGAAAAACGGUCAUGAUAACUUCUUAUACUCCCCAAACGCUCUUGAUCUAGCUGAAGACGACAAUGCUCAUUUUCAGUCGCAUUGGAUGAAGGCAGAGCCUGUUAUAGUCAGAAACGUUCUCGAGAAGACAUCUGGACUAAGCUGGGAGCCAAUGGUUAUGUGGAGAGCCUGUAGAGAAAUGGAUCCAAAGGCUAAAUGCAAAGGAGAGGCCAAAGCUGUGAAGGCUGUGGACUGCUUGGACUGGUGUGAGGUUGAGAUAAACAUUCAUCAGUUUUUCGAUGGCUACUUAAAAGGCCGCACGCAUCAAAACGGUUGGCCAGAGAUGUUGAAACUGAAAGAUUGGCCUCCAUCAGCUUUGUUUGAAGAGCGUCUUCCGAGGCAUAAUGAUGAGUUCAUGUCUGCGUUGCCUUUCUUUGAUUACACUGAUCCAGAGUCUGGUAUCUUGAAUCUUGCAACAAGACUUCCAGAUGGAUCCUUGAAGCCAGAUCUUGGACCAAAGACAUAUAUUGCUUAUGGUUUCCAUGAAGAGCUUAAUAGAGGAGACUCUGUGACAAAGCUACAUUGUGAUGUUUCUGACGCUGUGAAUGUGCUGACACACACAGCUAAAGUGGAUUUAACUCCCAGACAAUACCAAAGGAUAAGAAGAGAACAGAAAAGCUAUGCAAAAGCACAAUUGCGUAAACAACAGGAAAACAAGUCACUGGGAGAAGUGGAUAAAGAUGAAAUAAUCUUGAUUGAGAGUGAGGAAGAUUUAAAGAAUUGCAAUGGUCUUUUGGGGGAACAUAGCUUGAAGGACAAGACAGCUAAGGAAGAACCAUCAAACAGCAUUGCUGGACCUUCCAGCUCACAAGAAGUUGAUAAACUAUUUUUUUCAAAAGGUGAAUCUAUGGAAGGAUCUUCUAGUACGUAUUCUUGCACUGUUGCUAUGGAGUCAAGUCAUGAUCCAAAGGUGGAUGUGGGUUUGAUAACUCAGGAGAAUGUAACGGUAAAACAAGAAUCAGUUGCUGACGAGAAUCAUAAUGACGUCUGUUUGAAGACAGAGAGAUUAUCUCCGAAGUACCCAAAUGAAGAUGGUCCCACGGUGGAGAAUAGACUAAUGAUGCCAACACUUCCUUCAACUCCCCCGUGGGAUGAAGAAGAUAGGCCCCCACAACGUGUUGUCAGUACAAGUGCGGAAUCAAUACAAGAGCAGAAACUAGAUGCUCCAACAGAAACUAAUGAGAGUUCAAAGGCUGUGCACGGUGGUGCUGUCUGGGACAUAUUUAGAAGAGAGGAUGUUCCAAAACUUGUUGAGUAUUUGAAAAGGCACAAGCAUGAGUUUCGUCACCUCUAUAACGAACCUUUAAAAUCUGUGUCACACCCAAUUCAUGACCAGAGUAUGUUCUUGAAUGAAAGCCAGAAGAAACAGCUUAAGGAGGAGUUUGAUAUAGAACCAUGGACCUUUGUGCAACACCUGGGUGAAGCUGUUUUUAUCCCUGCAGGUUGUCCUCACCAAGUGAGGAACAUACAGUCUUGCAUAAAGGUGGCACUAGAUUUUGUUGCCCCUGAAAGCGUAGAGGAAUGCCUUAGGCUAACAGAGGAGUUCCGGAGACUACCUAAAGACCACAGAUCCAACGAAGAUAAACUAGAGCUUAAGAAAAUAGUGCUGCAUGCUGCCAGAUCGGCCAUAAGAGAGGCACAAGAUCUAAUGCAAACAAAGACGGUAAAAAAAGACCGAAAAGGUUCUUCAAAUUAGACAUCAAGCUCUACAUUGUAGGACUUGAUUUGUCCCCAAAGAUUAACAUCUGAGAAAACCCCAUCUGUUUACUUUUGUCAGAGAACAAACUCCCUUGUGAUGUUACCUGCCAACUAUUCCUUUGCAUUUGCUUAUGUGAUGACAUUAUUGUAGCUGUAAGACUUAUUCCUUGGCAUUUUACUUAUGUAAAAACAUUAAAGUAAGAUUCUUCCCGUCUGAUCUUA
Messenger RNA from Brassica napus (rape), 3048 nucleotides. Its product is annotated as lysine-specific demethylase JMJ25-like. The transcript has 12 exons. NCBI's taxonomy places the organism in Eukaryota, Viridiplantae, Streptophyta, Magnoliopsida, Brassicales, Brassicaceae. Gene Ontology annotation, molecular function: transcription coregulator activity; histone H3K9 demethylase activity; chromatin DNA binding. The record is from RefSeq and is a predicted model, not a curated record. Gene Ontology annotation, cellular component: chromatin; histone deacetylase complex. Gene Ontology annotation, biological process: regulation of transcription by RNA polymerase II. The coding region runs from base 149 to 2824 and encodes 891 amino acids.